AAGUGCUGGAUAUUGGUAAUAUUCGCUCUACACAUAAACACCAAUCGGAUUAAUUUUAUUAAAAAUAUGACAAUUUACAAUUUGUAUAAUCUUUUUAUAGAAAAUUUGAUCGAGGUAAGGAAUUAGGAGGCGUGAGUGGGGAAGCCGACCGGUGGUAUCACCACAGUUUAAAGUUGGCGUAGUUAAUUGGAUACCUGUAUGACAAUUUUAUACCAACAUUAUUUAAAUUAUAAUAAGUGAAAAAUUUAUAAAAUGGAUACGGAACAAUUUCGCAAGCAUGGCAAGGAGAUGGUGGACUAUAUUUGUGAAUAUUUAGAGACAAUAAAACACAGAAGAGUGACACCAACAGUAAACCCUGGAUGGUUAAAAAAUCAAAUCCCACUGGAAGCACCUGUACAUCCGGAGGCAUUUGAUGCAAUAAUGAAAGACGUUGAAAACAUUAUUAUGCCAGGAGUGACACAUUGGCAACAUCCAAGAUUUCAUGCUUAUUUUCCCUCUGGUAAUUCAUUUCCUUCAAUUUUAGCAGACAUGCUAUCUGAUUCUAUAGCAUGUAUUGGGUUUUCAUGGGCUGCAAGUCCUUCGUGUACCGAAUUGGAAACUAUAGUUUUGGAUUGGCUCGGUAAAGCCAUAGGAUUACCAGAAGAGUUUUUAACAUUUUCAGAAGAAGCAUCAAAAACUAUUAAUUCUGCGAGACAAGGCGAUAGCGAAACCGAAGUACACAACGGAAAAGGCGGUGGAGUACUUCAGAGUUCAGCAAGUGAAUGCAUAUUUGUUUGUAUGCUAGCAGCUCGAGCUCAAGCAAUUAAGCGAUUACGAAAACUUCACCCAUUUAUUGAAGAAGGUGUUUUACUAUCAAAACUGAUGGCUUACUGUUCUAAAGAAUCACAUUCGUGCGUGGAAAAAGGGGCUAUGAUGGCAUUUGUUAAAUUACGUAUACUUGAGCCUGACGAGAAUAACAGUUUAAGAGGGGCUACGUUAAGACAAGUGAUGGAACAAGACGAGGCGAUGGGAUUGAUACCAUUUUUCGUUUCUACUACAUUAGGAACAACGUCAUGUUGUUCAUUUGAUAAUAUACCCGAAAUCGGUCUAGUAUGUCAGCAAUUUGAAACUGUUUGGUUACACGUUGAUGCUGCUUAUGCAGGAAGUGCAUUCAUAUGUCCUGAAUUUCGGUCUCUAAUGAAUGGUGUACAAUAUGCAGACUCUUUUAACCUCAACACAAAUAAGUGGUUGUUAACAAAUUUUGAUUGUUCAUGUCUUUGGGUAAAAGAUCGGUUUAAAUUAACUUGUGCUUUGGUGGUCGAUCCUCUUUAUUUACAACAUGGUUAUGCUGGUGCUGUAGAUUAUAGACACUGGGGUAUACCAUUAAGUAGACGUUUCAGAUCACUGAAGCUUUGGUUUGUACUACGCACAUACGGAAUUUCAGGACUUCAAAAAUAUAUUAGACACCAUUGUCAACUAGCAAAACGUUUUGAAAGAUUAGUCAGAAGUGAUAAUAUGUAUGAAGUCUUAAACGAUGUGAAGAUGGGGUUAGUUUGUUUCCGUUUGAAAGACGAUCCGACAAAUAAACUAAAUAAAAAGCUCUUAGAAACCAUUAACGAAUCAGGAAAACUUCACAUGGUGCCAUCAUUAGUACACGACAAGUAUGUCAUCAGGUUUUGCGUAGUUGCAGAGCAUGCUACAGAAGAUGAUAUUGAUUAUGCCUGGAAAAUUAUAAAAGAAACAGCAGUAACAGUCGUGUACAACGAACAAGAACUCACAGAAAAACGAGAAGAGCAAGUGGAUGAAGUGUUUGAGUUAUCGGAACGUAAAAAGAAGGAUGAUUUGGCCUAUAGGAGAUCAUUUUUUGUUCGAAUGGUCAGUGAUCCGAAAAUAUAUAAUCCAAUAAUUGCUCGAUCAUCCCCUGGAUCUCGCAGACAUACUCAUUUAAGUUCAAUGGAUGAUGAUAUCCAUGAUCCAUUAUCUACAUCUACAAGUGAUACUGAAGAUACAAUGACACAACCAGCGAGUUCAUGGAUAAGUUGGCCAUUAGCAUUUUUAUUUCAAGGAGUGUUUGAUGAUAAAGAAGGCAACGAUGUUCCUGUAAGAUUUAGACAUUUAGCAACUAAAAUGCACUUUAAAUCAAAAAGUAAAUCACCAGAACACUUGGCCACAGAAGAAAACAAAUCACGGCGCAAUUCUCCAGUAUUUCCAAGGAAAUCUAGUUAUGUUAAAACUGAAAAUGAAAAUAACAUGCAAAAAUAAGAACUGACCAAAUAUAAAAAUAAUUUUUGCUUGUUUUAUUUUUCUAGCUUGUUAAUAGUUAUAAUUAAUAUAAGUUCAUGACCUCAAACGCACAAAAUAAAUUUAGACGCUUAUAUUAAAAAAGAUUAACUAUUUAGCUAAUGUUUGUAAAUGAUUAAAAAAAAUAAUAUGAUAUAUUAGGAUAAAAAACAAUAAAAUAUAUUGGUGACAAUUUCCAAGUUUAAAAUAUAUUGACAUAAUCGGUUUAGGAAUUUAGUAUAAAUGGAGGGCAAAUUCAGAAUCAAGACCAAUUAGAAAAGUUAAUAACUUAAGGUAUCAAUAAAUAAUUAAAAAUAUUGACUUCUAAUAGAUAGUUUAAUAUUAUAAGAUAGACUAGUAAUAAUAAUAAGUAUAAAAUGUUUAUUAAAUAAUGAUUAUUUAAAAAAUAAAAAAGUCUAUUAAUUAUCCCUAGUAAAUUUUUUACCCUAUGAGGCUAUAACUAUGAAAAAGUAUGAUCCAUAGGGGUCUAAAUCCCUUAAUUUUCUUAAAAAGAUAGAACUAUACAUGAUUUUUUUUUUCAAAUGUAUUGAUUCAUUAAAUAUUUAUAAUCUGCUUAU
This is a messenger RNA of Rhopalosiphum maidis (corn leaf aphid), 2837 nucleotides long. RefSeq names its product tyrosine decarboxylase (gene Tdc2). Bases 253 to 2241 code for a protein of 662 amino acids. The record is from RefSeq and is a predicted model, not a curated record. Gene Ontology annotation, biological process: amino acid metabolic process. Lineage: Eukaryota; Metazoa; Arthropoda; Insecta; Hemiptera; Aphididae. Gene Ontology annotation, molecular function: pyridoxal phosphate binding; carboxy-lyase activity. The transcript has 12 exons.